GGAACUAGUGUUAUCAAUGGAAAUUGAACGUGCAUUUGUACAGUUGAUAAGCUACAGUAAAAAUGGCAAACGCUGAAAUUACAAACCUCAGAAAAUUUUAGGACUUCCGCAAGCCAGCCCCUGUAACUGUAAUAAUGGGGGAAAUGCCGCUAUCGCAACCUUCCGAAUGUGAAGGCGGGCGGAAUAACGAAUGCAUCCUUCAACAAAGAACAGAGGCGGCUAGUAUUGGAAUUGCCAAUAGAGCCAUGAAGAUUGAGACAGGGAUCCUAACCCACUCCCAUGCUGCAGAACUCCAGUUUCUCAGAUCACGGGUCCGAGAGCUAGAGAGAGAGAAGGCGGCAAUGGCUUCAGAAAACCAGCGCUUGAAGAACAUGCUAGUAAAGGAGAUACCUGGGUUGCUGUCCACCAUGUGGCAGACCAUGGGCUCAGCCAGUCAGAACCCUCACCCUGCCUCCCCGCAGACCGUUUCUGCGGCAACAGGAAGGGACAGCUUCUUAUACAUGCAUCAGCAUUCCAUGUCAGGACACUCUACACAGGACAGAGACUACAGUCGCUCCCUGCACGAGCCCAUGUCCAACCACUCCACCAUGGGCCAGGACGGCCUUAAUGGGGAUAUACCCAACUAUGGAGCCGAAAUGGCUGCCAGUGAUGACGAUGUGAAUGGGGAUGACUUGGACCUGAGUAAUAUGGAGGGUGAUGACCCCCAUGGAUGUGCCACCUCCCUUUGCAGCCCGGUAGAGAUUCCUGAGAUGAGGCUUUGCUCAGAGACACACUGCGGCAAUGGAGACUCGAACCUACAUGUCAACCACAUAGAGGUGUACCCAGGCUCCGGUGUGUUCUGUGAAAUACGGUCCUGGCAUGCAGCCAAUCAGACGCAGUCUCCAACAGCGAUGGCACGGACCCUGUUGCUAGGCGUAUUUGACAUGGACACGCUGAUGAACAGCAACCUGAGGGGGGGCCGGAGCCGUAGGCCAACCUAUCCCGAGCAGCGCAAUGCCCUGGACCCCCAUAAGAUCAACGCCAUCUACAAUGCCACCCUGGCCCGCUUCCCAUUGGCUAGGAAGGGACAGAUUGGCACCGGGAUCAACUCCAAGCUAUCCGAGAUCCGCUUCCGAUCCAGGAAAGUCAAACGGGAAAAUCUCUGAGAGACUGUACCACCUAUCACCACCAAAGACAGUGUAAUUCCAUCACCAUUUUGGAGUCGUUUUUACAUGGACUGUGUGUGUUUCUUUUUUGUAUUUUUUUGUCGUAUGCCUCAAUAACUUAUCACUAGAGCACAGUGUUUCGGUGCCAGUGACUUCUGCACAUUAGUCUCAUGAUAUUUAUCCAUUGAUUUCUCUGAUCCUCAGUAUUAGACACCCUCUGAGAGAACCAUUACCUCCCCUCGAUUUCAUUUUGUGUCCCGUCCCCUCUCUAUCACCUCCCUCCGAGAGGAGCAUCAGUCCCCUGGAGAUGUCACUGUAACCCCCCCCCACACACACACCCCCCCUCCCACACACACACACCCCUUUCCCUAAUGGACCCCCAGGUACUCUCAGCCUCCAGGAAGGAGACAGCAGAAAUUAAUUCAUCUUUAAGGACUUGGUCUCGGGUGUCAUCAUGUUUUAGAGUUCACCUUGCCCACCGGGGUCUCUUUGGGGGUGGAUUCAGUUCAGCUUUGAAGUGGGAGAGAGAUUGUGGUUUUACCUACAGGUAAUGUGUAAUAUGUCUUGCAAUGUGCCAUGUCAAGUUGUUGGAUUUUGUGGUUGUAAUAAAAAUUAAGUUUAAUUGUU
Messenger RNA from Osmerus eperlanus (European smelt), 1772 nucleotides. RefSeq lists its product as uncharacterized. Gene Ontology annotation, molecular function: DNA binding. The transcript has 5 exons. Lineage: Eukaryota; Metazoa; Chordata; Actinopteri; Osmeriformes; Osmeridae. The record is from RefSeq and is a predicted model, not a curated record. The coding region runs from base 135 to 1145 and encodes 336 amino acids.